Messenger RNA from Enterobius vermicularis (human pinworm), 674 nucleotides. The record is from the annotation of a GenBank genome assembly. Lineage: Eukaryota; Metazoa; Nematoda; Chromadorea; Rhabditida; Oxyuridae.
AUGUAUAAAAAUUUAGCAAACAGUGUUCAAUGUUUGAAAUGUCCAAAAGUUACUGCAUAUGCUAUACGGCCAGCACAAGACUGUAAACCGGCAUCAGAUCCAAAUAAUUUGCCAAAAACAAAUUUGGAGAAAUGGUUUACAUCAGCGAUGUUCAACGACUUGUUUCAAAAAGCAAAUCUUGGUCGAGGACCACAUCCGUGUCUGCCAUAUUCCUAUCAAGCAUUUGUUAUUGCGGCACGAUAUUUUCCAGAAUUUGCUGCCGAAAGUCCAAAAAAUGGCUAUACAACUGUGCAAAAUGUUCGUCGUGACGUGGCUGCAUUUUUUGCACAUGUGGUACAGGAAACUGGUGAAAAUGAUCUAAAUUUGUACAGCGAAAAUAACACUGUUAAGCAGCCAUCAGAUUGCUUCUAUCGUGGCGGUUUGUACAACUGGUUUGAAGGUGGUCGUGAAUCAGAAUUUUUCACAGCAACACCCAAAUUGCAAAUACCGCGAAUUGGUGACAGCUGCACUGAGGAUGGCCAGUAUUGUGCUAAGAAUCCGGAACUUGAUUUCUGGUAUCCGUGCAGUCAAAAAUCUGAAACCAUUGACAACAAAACUGUCUACUAUGGAUGCUACUUUGGUCGUGGACCACUUCAGGUUUUUCAACAAAAAAAAAAAAUCAAAGAUCUUUAAAA